This is a messenger RNA of Glossina fuscipes, 486 nucleotides long. RefSeq lists its product as uncharacterized. Bases 1 to 486 code for a protein of 161 amino acids. The record is from RefSeq and is a predicted model, not a curated record. Lineage: Eukaryota; Metazoa; Arthropoda; Insecta; Diptera; Glossinidae. The transcript has a single exon.
AUGGCUGAGGGAGGCGACGAGACUGCAAUGCAAAAAGACUUGGAUAAUGAAUUUCAACGCUAUCUUGGGCAGUUAGACAAUUUCUUAGUUUCGAUGAAACAUCGAGACAAAGCAUUAGCAACAGAGUGGAUUGAAAAACUAAAGAAAUCGAAUAAAGAUAUACAAGAAAGAAAACUGCGCAAUCGCUUUAUCAAACAUUUCGUUGAAUCUACCAAUAAUGACAAGUCUGUCUUCUCGUCCAAGCCAUUCAAAAAUCUGCCGCAGUACUUCAGUGAUCCUUUAGAAGAAUUUAAAUCAUUGCUCCCGCUAACACCGGAGGAAAUCUUACAUCCAACCGAAGAAGUGAAACAAACUUAUAUAUCGGAAUUAUUCACUAAUGUGCCAGAGGGAGCGAAAUUUUUGCAAGUGCAACCCGUACCCAGGCAAGGUUCAUUUUUUAUUCUGUUAGUCAUCCCCGAUGACAGUAAGGAAGGGGGGAAAAAAUGA